AUGCAAAAAUCUUCAUCACUUUUCAGACCGAACACAUUUCGUGAUAGCAAUGAGACCACAGCUAAGCACGACUUGAUGGAACCAUCAGCGCCGGUAGAAGAACGUAUGGAGUUGAAUUCUCCACCUCAAUGCUCCAUGGUUUGUCCGGUUGAAAUGGAUGAUCAAUCAUCACAUCAUAUUACUAAUCGAGGAUUUGAUCAAUUACAACGUGUCUUUAAAUCCGAUGAAGUCAAACAAAUUGUUCCUCUUAUGAAAUCAAUCCUUCGAGUUAAUAAUCACAAUGACAAUGAUGAAUCUAAUCAAGAACAAAUUGGACGUGAGGAAAUGAGUCAUAGUGAUAAUAUAGCUCUAGAAGCUUCUGGUUAUGAUCAAAGCCGACUGGCGGAUUUAAGUGCCGAUGAAGCUUUUGCUCUUCAACUUCAACAGGAAGAAUAUUCCAGAGAUAGUUUAGCAACAGCUCGACAUCCUUUCCUCCCAUUUCGAGUUGCACCUGACGAUGAAUCAGCAACAGCGAGCGCAUCGUCAUACGUUAUGGUUGAUGAACAUCCGAAUUUUCAAAAUGAUGAAGAAUUGGCAUCAUAUCUGCACAGACAAGAACAGGUUAUGGGACCACAACAUUAUCCAUACCCAGGAGCAUUCUUUGGUCCACGCCAACGAUCGAAUGAACAUUCUCAAUCCGGUGAAAAUGAUAAUGAACCUGUCGUACAUUCACCUUACCCAACAUUUCCAUUUCAACCUCAUUCUCACAAUGAAGAUGACAGUGAUGAAGAAGAUGCUUAUCCAAACAUGCGUCACCCAUUGUUUCAAUAUCUUCUUCAACGAAAUGGGCCUGUGCCUGAAGACAUUCCAGCGUUCUUUGCUAGUUACCCUCGACGAAGAUAUCGUCGUUCAGGCAACCUACAAGACACAGAAGAAGAUUUUGGUCCAGAAGAUUACGAACGAUUGCUUCGACUUGAUGAGACUGUUCAUAAGAAGAAGUUAACAAAGGAGCAAAUCAACUCCAUUCCAAUCGAGUCAUUUCAUCCUACAUCGAAUACAAAUACUGAUGAAGAAAAUAAAUGCGGAGUAUGUCUCGAUCUAUUCGAAACCAAUCAGACACUACGGCGUUUUCCGUGUCGGCAUGUCUAUCAUAAAGAAUGUGCUGAUCGUUGGUUACAGGAAAAUAAUGUAUGUCCAAUCUGUCGAGAACCACCAGUGAAAAUACAAUCAGCGCCAAAUUCUCGUCAUCAUCGGCCUACGAACUCGAAUCAUCAUCACAAUCACAAUCAGAACCAUAAUAAUCGGCGAUCAACGCAUACUAAUCGAAAUCCGACUUCUCGACCUAACACUAAUUUUGGUAAUUUGCGUCGAGGAAGUUCUCAACGACCAUCGUGA
Messenger RNA from Adineta ricciae, 1374 nucleotides. NCBI's taxonomy places the organism in Eukaryota, Metazoa, Rotifera, Eurotatoria, Adinetida, Adinetidae. The record is from the annotation of a GenBank genome assembly.